Molecule: messenger RNA, 855 nt
Organism: Gloeophyllum trabeum ATCC 11539
Lineage: Eukaryota; Fungi; Basidiomycota; Agaricomycetes; Gloeophyllales; Gloeophyllaceae
Exons: 2
Coding region: 1-855 (284 amino acids)
Source: RefSeq, a predicted model, not a curated record
AUGUCGACCCAAGCCAGCAAGACCGCGUCGGGCUCGUAUGCCUCCGUCUACGUCCUAGGCGGCACGGCGUACAAGUCCUUUGCCCGCGAAUUCGAGGGCGCGAAGAACGAGUUCGACGCGCUCGCGAGCGUGUACACCACCUGCAACCCCGGCGCGUUCCUCCUCGCGCCCAAGCCGAUCGCCCUCCAGAACGCCGACAAGAGCGUCGACCCCGCGUUUGCGGGGGAGGCUGUCCCCGCCGACGUCGUGGCGGAACUGGGGAAGCUGCCGCCGCCCGCGAUCGCGAUGGAGCGCAUCUACGACAUCCCGGACGCGCUCAAGGGCGCGCUGGCGCAGAUCAUCAAGCUCGACGAGAAGAAGGCGCCGGAGAUCAAGUUGUGCCUGCUGGGCAUGGGCCGCGAGGCGAUCAGGGGCCCGGUGAGCCUCGCCAGCGUGCUGCUGACCCCGACUACGUACGCGGACCUCGCACAGCGGGUGAAGGGCGCGGUGGCGCUGCCGCCAGUCGAAGAUGUCGUGCGCGGGAUAGGGGCGGCGGUCGCGCGGAUCCAUUGGAGGGCGGGGUACGAUGCGAAUGACAUCGAGUUUGCGAUGGGCGCGGAUGGGAGUGGGCAUGUGAAAUUCUUCGUCUUUGAUUUCAACAAGAUGGAGCGCGUCGGCGAGAAGCCGGAUACGGACAAGCUGGUCAAGGCGUUCAGGAGCAACAACAAGUAUUAUCCACUUUCGGGGGCGCUGUUCGAAGUGCUGAAGGCGGGAUAUGAGAGUCAGCUCGACGGGGCGUCUAAGGAGAAGGGGGAGGCAUUCUUGGCUGCGCUGACCAAGUCGUCUGCGGAGAAAGAAAAGAGUGGGACGGCCUAG